Molecule: messenger RNA, 2426 nt
Organism: Halichondria panicea
Lineage: Eukaryota; Metazoa; Porifera; Demospongiae; Suberitida; Halichondriidae
Exons: 22
Coding region: 1-2271 (756 amino acids)
Biological process (GO): arabinan catabolic process; xylan catabolic process
Cellular component (GO): plant-type cell wall
Molecular function (GO): xylan 1,4-beta-xylosidase activity; alpha-L-arabinofuranosidase activity
Source: RefSeq, a predicted model, not a curated record
AUGCUGCAAACAAGCCUCUUACAAGCUAAGCUACCAGACCUCCAUCCCUUCCUUGCUGCAAACAAGAUGAAGUGGUGCAUUGCUUUGCUGUCAGCUUUCUUGGCUUGCUGUGCUGCCCAGCCUUCCAAUCCAUGUCAGGAUUCAACUAUCUCAAGCCUGCCAUUUUGUGAUUACAACCUGACAACGAAGGACAGAGUUAUAGAUUUACUUGGCCGCUUAACUCCUGCCGAAAAAAUUUCCCAGCUUGGUCACGGAGCACCGGCUAUUGACAGGCUCAAGAUACCAGCAUACCAAUGGUGGUCAGAGGCUCUUCACGGUGUAGCCAAGUCCCCUGGAGUACAUUUUGGAGGAAAGGUUCCCGUAGCAACGUCUUUCCCACAAAUCCUCGGAAUUGCUGCAGCCUACAACAUGUCCCUGGUUCGUUCUAUGGCGGAGGUGAUUAGCACUGAGGCUCGUGCAAUGUACAAUGUGGGCCAGGCAGGACUCACCUUCUUUGCUCCUAAUGUGAAUAUUUUCAGAGAUCCGAGAUGGGGCAGGGGACAAGAAACACCGGGAGAAGAUCCAUAUCUGGCUUCGCAGUAUGCCAUGAACUUUGUGAAGGGUAUGCAGGUUGGAGAUGACUACAGGUACAUAAAGGCUGCUGUCUGUUGCAAGCACUUUGCAGCAUACGAUUUGGAGAACUGGAAUGGCACAGACAGGCAUCAUUUUAAUGCCAUUGUAACUGACCAAGACCUUGUUGAGACAUAUUUUCCAGCAUUUGAAUCAUGUGUGAGAGAAGGGUCAGUGGCUAGCAUCAUGUGCAGCUACAACGCUGUGAAUGGUGUGCCUAGUUGCGCCAAUGACCUUAUCCAGAACAAAGUUACUAGAGACCAAUGGGGAUUCCAAGGGUUUAUAGUCAGUGAUUGUGGAGCCAUCAGUAACAUACAAAGUGCCCACAUGUACACUAACAAUACGGAUGACACUGUACAAGUUGCUCUGAGGGGAGGAACUGACCUCAACUGCGGGGGCUUCUAUCAGAAAUAUGCCAUGGAUGCCUACAACAACAAGAAAAUAACCGACGCUGACCUAGACCUAGCUGUUGGGAGACUCUUUGCAUUCAGGAUAGCACUGGGGAUGUUCGAUCCACACGAGACUCAGAACUAUUGGAAGAUCACACCUGACCAAGUGAACUCUCAAGCACAUCAGGAGCUAGCAUUGGAUGCCUCGAGGGAGAGCAUUGUGCUCCUUCAGAAUAACAACAAAGCUCUUCCGAUAGACAAGAAGAUGAAAGUGACUCUCAUUGGUCCAAAUGCAAAUGCAACUAACACCAUGAAAGGCAACUACAACGGAAAUGCUCCGUAUCUCAUCAGUCCAUUGGAAGGUUUGCAGAAACUUGGAGUGAGUGUGUCUUAUGCUAUGGGAUGUGAUGUCAAGUGCGCCAGUAACUCUGGAUUUGCUGAAGCUGUAACUGCGGCCAAAUCUGCUGACGUUGUAGUUUUUGUGAUUGGAUUGGAUCAAAGCCAAGAGAGUGAGGGUCGUGAUAGAGAUGACAUCUCUCUGCCUGGAAUGCAAGAGCAGUUAUUGGAUACUGUUAAGAAAUCCAUUUCUAGCAAUAUCCCAGUGAUUGUCGCUCUUAUGUCUGGAAGCUCAGUCGACAUUAGUUGGGCUCUAAGUAAUGCAGAUGCUGUCAUGUGGGUGGGAUAUCCAGGUCAGUCCGGGGGACAAGCUAUGGCUGAGAUACUGGUGGGAAUGGUCAAUCCCUCGGGGAGGCUCCCGUUCACAAUGUAUCCAAAAGAUUACGUCAACCAGAUCUCAAUGUUCGACAUGUCCAUGAGGAUAUCUCCUGGUCGAUCCUACAAGUUCUAUACUGGCACUCCAGUGUUUCACUUCGGUGAUGGACUCAGCUACACCACCUUCUCCUACAAGUGGUCAGCUAGUCCAACUGUCGAGGAGGCUCCAGUCCAGUAUUCCAAGAGUGGAGGCCUCGUCGUAUCGAGAGAGAGUCUGCGCAGAGCUCAAAUUGACUAUGAAGUUGAAGUGACCAACACUGGGAGUAGAGGAGGAGCUGUUUCAGUACUUGCCUUUAUGACAUCCAGUGAGCAAGGUGCACCAAUGAAGCAGCUGUUUGACUUUCAAAAGGUAUACCUGGAGGCAGGAGGUUCAGUCAAGUUGUUUUUUGCAGCUACAGAGAGAGACUUAUCACUUGUUGAUGAACAGGGGAAGAAAGAGUUGAAUGCUGGUCAGUAUUUGAUCAGUAUUGGAGAGCUAGAGCACAGAGUGGAUAUUGUUUAAAACUAACUCUGCAUGACUGGGUAACAAAGAUAGUUUGUUUGAUAGUUUUUUUUUAGCAUAAUUAUAAUUAUAGUACAAUUAAGUGGUAUAGUUUUUAUAAACAAGUAAAAUUGUUCGUUAUGUUUAGUGAGCAUACCUCACAGUUCGUUCUUAAA